Vitis riparia (riverbank grape) is the source of this 2247-nucleotide messenger RNA. RefSeq names its product coiled-coil domain-containing protein SCD2-like. The transcript is spliced from 18 exons. The coding region runs from base 18 to 2045 and encodes 675 amino acids. NCBI's taxonomy places the organism in Eukaryota, Viridiplantae, Streptophyta, Magnoliopsida, Vitales, Vitaceae. The record is from RefSeq and is a predicted model, not a curated record. Gene Ontology annotation, biological process: cytokinesis by cell plate formation.
UCUGUCAAGCAGCAGCAAUGGAUCGGAUGAGACCUGUGUACGUGAGGGAAAAGAGCAACGCCAGCACUGCUGGUGGCGUUACCUCUUCGCCGUUGAUGUCACCGUUGAACCGUCACUCGCGGUCGGGAUCAAUCGGUGUGUCGAAUCUGAAGAAGACGCAGAACAAUGCUACGAAAGCCGCGGCGCAGAGGCUUGCGCAGGUGAUGGCGCAUCAGCCGCCGGACGAUGAUGACGAUGACGACGACGACGAAGAACUUUCGUUUGAUUUCGCACCAGUAGGUGCAGCCGGGAGCACAGGGCGUACGGCUGGGAGGACGGUGGUGCGGCCUCAUUCUCCUAUGGCAUUUCGUACCUCCCAAGAGCAACCCCCAUCUGCCUUCUCAGCAUCAGGUAGCCAAUCAUCUCUAUCUGUCAACACUUUUGAACACCCUUCAUUAGCUCGUUCCACCACAGCUGGCCAAUCAUCUCAAUCCAUCAACUCCAAUGAACAACCACCAUCUGCUCAUUCUGCUAUAGCUGGACGGUCCUCUCAAUCUUCAAAUGCAAUUGAACAACCUCCAUCUUCUCAUUCUGCAGCAACUGGUCGAUCAUCUCAAUCUUCAAAUGCUAUUGAACAACCCUCAUCUGGUCAUUCUGCAGGAGCUGGACGAUCAUCUCAAUCUUCAAACACUAUCGAACAGCCCCCAUCUGCUCGUUCUCUAGUAGCUGGUCGAUCAUCUCAUUUCACAAAUGUGAUUGAACAACCACCAUCUGCUCGUUCUACAACAGCUGGUCGUCCACAUUUAGGAGUCAAGACAGUUCCUAUGGUUCCCUCUGUAGUGCCUAUAUUACUCAGGCCACCCAAUUCAGCGAUACAAGCAGAGGCUCCAGUUGAUAAUCGAAGAGAUAAAAGCAGGUCGUCCCUAGAUAUGGGGAACUUAAACUUCAGAGAAGCUAGCAAUCAUUCCUCUGCUUCUGCUUUACAAGAUGAGCUUGAUAUGGUACAAGAAGAAAAUGAAAGUCUUCUAGAAAAGCUUCGACUUGUAGAGGAGAGAUGUGAAGAAGCAGAGGCGAGAGCUAGGCAACUUGAAAAACAGGUCGCUACUCUUGGAGAAGGUGUAUCUUUAGAAGCCCGACUUUUAAGCAGAAAGGAGGUAGCCUUGCAGCAAAGAGAGGCUGCUUUAAAAGUUGCAGCACAAACUCAUGGUGGUAGAAAUGAAGAGAUUGUAGCCCUUCGGAUGGAAGCUGAGUCUGCUAGGGAUGAGGCAAUAUCAGCAUUGGAGCAGCUUCAUGAAGCUGAAUCUGAAAUUAAAGCACUUCGGACAAUGAACCAGAGAAUGAUGCUGACUCAGGAAGAGAUGGAAGUUGUUGUUCUUAAGAGGUGCUGGCUUGCUCGUUAUUGGAGUUUAUGUGUUCAAUAUGGUAUUCAUGCAGAGGUGGCUGGAGUAAAAUAUGAAUACUGGUCAUCCUUUGCCCCUCUUCCUGUUGAAGUUGUAUUAGCAGCUGGUCAAAAGGCAAAAGAGGAGAAUUCUUCAUCAAACAGUGAUGCAGAGGAAAGAGAAAAGGCUCCACGGGACUUGAAUGAACCUUCUGGAGAGGGAAACAUAGAGAGUAUGCUUUUAGUUGAGAUUGGUCUGCGAGAACUGGCUUCAUUGAAGGUAGAGGAAGCAGUUGUGUAUGCAUUGGCUCAUCAUCGGCGUUCCAGUUCGCUGAAAUCUGAUUUUGCAGGUGAUUUGAAACUAUCAACAGAGGCACACAAUCUUUUAGAAUCAUUUGAAUUGAGCCAAGAGGAAUCAGAAGAUGUGCUUUUUAAACAGGCUUGGCUUACUUAUUUCUGGAGAAGAGCAAAGAAUCUUGGUGUAGAAAGGGAUAUUGCUGACGAACGUUUGCAAUUCUGGAUCAAUCACACCACUCGGCAGCCCAGCUUUCAUGAUGCAGUUGAUGUUGAGCGUGGCCUUGUAGAGCUCAGGAAGCUAGGGAUUGAACACCAACUGUGGGAAGAAUCUCGCAAAUGGAUUGGGCAAGAUUCCACCAACCCCAGACAGCAGAUUGAUCCGGACUACUGAUGUACAGUUGAACCUUUUCCCCACACCUAUUCCUUUUCAGAAAUUUAUUCUCCUCUUAUGUUUCUAGUUAUUGAGGUGAGACCCUGAUUAGGCUGUUAAAUUUGAGUUACAUAUAUCCUUGUUUAUUCUUAUUGAAUUAUCAUAUAAAAAUUCUGCCCAAACAUCACUUGGCAAUUUACUAAGCCUUUUCUAGUAGGAGUCA